CUCCCUCGCCACAGUUUUGAUUCGUUCUUCGUAGUGCGAAAAGGUUACUGCUAUUUUGUAGCAGAUACUGAAAAUCAAUUAGAGUUCUACAUUGAGAAAAGUGUGAAUACAUACACAAUCUUCCAGCUGUUUAUCAUUAUGUCCACAGAGCAGGAAAAUAUUUUCGUAUUCGUGCCAAAUCUGAUCGGCUAUGCCCGAAUCGUGCUGGCGAUCGUUUCGUUCUACUACAUGCCCACCAACUAUGUAGUUGCCGGGUGGUGCUACAUAGUCAGCGUGGUGCUGGACGCACUCGAUGGACAUGCUGCAAGGCACUUCAACCAAUCAACCAAAUUCGGUGCGAUGUUGGACCAACUGACCGAUCGCUGCGGUACUAUGGGCCUACUGGUGACUCUUAGCUACUUCUAUCCGGAUUAUAUGUUCUGGUUCCAGAUGUCCAUGGCGAUAGAUGUCUCUUGUCACUGGUUCUAUUUGCAUACGACAGUUUUGCAGGGCAAAACCUCGCAUAAGUUUAUCGACAUGUCUGGUAAUCCGAUAAUGCGCGUUUACUAUACGAACCGGAUCGUGUUGGGUUUGAUGUGUCUGUUUAAUGAGCUGUUUUACGCAGCUUUAUAUUUGCUCCAUUUUACUCCUGGACCAUUAAUCCUCGGCAUAUCAACAUUCAAACUGCUGGCAAUCAUAUCGGCCCCGGUGGCCAUCGUUAAGACGGCCAUUUCGGUCAUCCAUGGUUACGUUGCCAGCAGGAACAUCGGCGUAAUUGAUGUGGCCGAACGGGAAGCUCAGCGGCAGCGGGAAGCAGCCAAGAAGCCACAAUAAGCUGGAGCUUCUCCUUUGAGGGUCAAUUUCUAUCCGGUUUGAAGGUGAGCAAAUAUCGUCUUGAGUGUUUUUGUUCUGGAUCGGAGACAAACCGUGAACGGUAAAAUUAGGCGAAACGUAAGCUCAGAAAAGGACGAACGAAACAAAGGCAAAUUGGAAACUUAAUGUUUGAUAAUUCUCCAGAGACUAUCGAAGCUGGGUAGUAUCUGUAUUGUGUAUCUUUGUCAUUAGUAAAAAUCAAGUCUCCUCACGUAAUUAUCCGAUAGAAAAUGACGAUAAUCGUGCUGAUAUUUCAUAGAUUAAGAAGAUUUCACGAAGCAAGUCUUCUGUAGGGAAUAAGUUGUUUUCUAAAAAAAUUGACCUAUUCAAUGUUGACGAAAAUCCCAACAAGAAGGUAAAGUCUGUGUCAAAUCAUAUAUUUGAACUGAUCCUAUUACUAGAGUUGUUUUGAAGUAUCUUGACUAUAUCUUGGUGACUGUAUUUUAUAUUAAAAUGUGUACUGUAGCGGAUGUUUCUAAUUACAUCAAAAGCACGCAGCUUCAUCAUUCCACAGAGCACAUGAGUUGAUAGCUGGAACCAUUCAAAUGAAUUCGGGAAUGAUCGUCACUAGAAUAAUUUGAAACAAUCUUUCAACUUGUUGGCGAAAAAAUGUUAGUCAAAUUAUUGUAGCGAUUUAGCGAACUAUUAUUGUGAGUCAAAAGUGAGGAAAAUACUAUUUAUCAACACAACAAAAUUGUAGAAAUAAACAAUAGAUGUUGCACUAAUUUAUUUAUAUAUGUAAUUGUAUUUGUUUAGCAAUAAAGUUAGAAAUAUU
Messenger RNA from Topomyia yanbarensis, 1627 nucleotides. RefSeq names its product CDP-diacylglycerol--inositol 3-phosphatidyltransferase (gene Pis). Bases 139 to 813 code for a protein of 224 amino acids. Lineage: Eukaryota; Metazoa; Arthropoda; Insecta; Diptera; Culicidae. Gene Ontology annotation, biological process: phosphatidylinositol biosynthetic process. Gene Ontology annotation, molecular function: CDP-diacylglycerol-inositol 3-phosphatidyltransferase activity. Gene Ontology annotation, cellular component: Golgi apparatus; membrane. The record is from RefSeq and is a predicted model, not a curated record. The transcript has 5 exons.